UGCCAUCUAUAUUUCAAUUUAAAAUGUCACGUGAUUAGUAAAUGUUUCAUGCAGUUAAGUUCGCUUUAAAAUGUCGUACAAAUAGGUAUUGUGUUUGUCGUGUUAGUAUUUGUGUAUGUUUAUGUUUUGUGUUAGUCAUUAAAUUAUGUCAGUUUUAAGGGGUCGUUAGUUUAAAUUAUUUAGUAACCAUUUUUUGGUGUCAGUUAGCGGGAUAUAUUAGCGAGCAAUGAAAUUUUGAGUUGUCGAAUCGAUGCUUCAAUGUUGAGUUCCAGAACGAGGUUGAUACUAUUUUCUUGAUACUAAUGACGAUAGUUCCAGUGUGAAGGUUGGUGUUAUUUUCUUGAUCUGAUUUAUUGUGCUUUUAUUGUCAAUUUAUUGAAAUGUCAGAAAUUGAAAAGUUAAAGGAUAAGUGUAAAGUUUUAAGAAAUAAGGUCACCAAAUUAAUUACUAAAAUUGAAACGUAUCUCAAUGAGUGUGAUGAUUUGGCUGAUAUAGAUAAAACAAAUGCUUUAAAAGAGUUUCGAGAACAAUUAGUUCACAAAGAAAGCGAGCUUAUAAGUGUAAAUAGCAAGGUUGAAGCUUUGUGCGACAUUAGUGAAAUCGAAAAUGAGGUUUCGAUUUCAGAUGAAUAUAAUGAGAAAAUUGUUCUAUGGAAACAAAAGAUUAUAAAUGUAAUUGAUAAUUAGAGCGCCAAAGAGAAAGGAAAUAUUUCAGUUGAUUUAAGUAUGAGAGAAAGUAGAGAAAAUACACCCCCUUUAGCUAAUUCAAGUAGUAACGCGCAGUUAAUAAAAACUGUUAAACUUCCCAAGUUGUAUAUAAAUAAAUAUUAUGGUAACCCCGCGCAUUGGUUAGAAUUUUUUGAUCAAUUCGAAAGUGCUAUACAUAACAAUAACUGUUUAAGCAAAGUAGAUAAAUUUAACUAUUUAAAGUCUUAUGUAGGUGGGAUAGCAGCAAGUUGUAUUAACGGUUUUGCUUUAACGGAUGAAAACUACGAUAUUGCUCUAAAGCUUUUAAAGAAUCGAUUUGGUAAUAGAAACUCGUUAAUCCAAGCACAUCUUAAUCAGUUGUUAAAAUUACCUUUUAUUAGAAAUGUAAAUGAUUUAAUUGGCUUAAGAAAAUUAUUUGAUUGUGCUGAGUCACAAAAAAGAAAUUUAGAGUCGUUAGGAAUAGAUACCGAAACUUAUGGUAAUUUAUUAAGUCCUAUUCUAAUAGAAAGAAUUCCGAGGGAAAUUGUUUUAGAAUUCAAUCGAAAUUAUCCUGAAAAUAAUUGGGUAUUUAAAGAUUUGUUUUCAUUUUUGGAAAAAGAAAUAAGUUCUAGAGAGAGGACACUUUCGAUUUAUAAAUCUGAUUCACGUGAGUAUAACAAUAGUUUUAGUAACGAAAAUAAGAAUUUUCGUAAGAAAUCUGAUUUUAUUAAAAAAAGUAACUUUAAUAGAAAUGCGCAAAAUGUAUAUCAUGCAACAGUCGAUAGAAAAAAGUGCAUUUUUUGCGACAGUAGUGAACAUGAAGUUUGCGAAUAUCAAAGCGUAAUAGAAAGAAAAAAUAAAUUAAAAGAAGAAAAUCGUUGUUUCCGUUGUUUUUCAAAACAUCAUAUUGCUAGACUCUGCAAAACGAAAUUGGAGCCAUGCAUAAAAUGUAACAGGCGAACUCAUCAUUAUUUAUUAUGCGAGGAGAAUGAUUCAUCGGAAAACGCGGUUGUUCAAUGCCACUCCUCCAUAAAGAGAAAUAGUGUUUUAUUACAAACUUGUAGUGUAGUCGCAUGUUUUGAAAAAAAUAAUAAAUUAGUCAGAAUUCUCUGUGAUAAUGGUUCCGAAAGAACCUGGAUGACGCGAAGUUUAGCAAAUGAACUGCGAGUGAAAAUAAUAAGAAAAGAAAAUUUAUCUGUUUAUUCUUUUGGGUCCGUAAUAACAAAACAAAAAAGCUACGGUGUAGGUCGAGUAAAAUUAAAGAAUAGAAAUGAUCCUAAAAUUUUUGUUGAAAUUGAGGCGUUAAUUACAGAUACAAUUACAGCCGCACCUCUUUCGAUUCCAGAUACACGAAUACAGAAUGAUUUAAUAGCGAAAGGUUUCGUUUUAGCUGAUGCAUGUUCGAAUUUCAAUCAAGGUUUGGAUAUUUUAAUCGGGGCUGAUUUAUUUUGGGAGAUUGUUGAUAAUUCUAAAGCAGAGAAAAUAAAUAAAUCUUUAUAUUGUAUUCCCACUAUAUUCGGUUAUACGGUACAGGGAAUUCAAGAGGAAAAUAAAGAGAUGUCGAGCCGUGCUACUUCGACAAAUUUAAGUUCAGUUACGGAUGUUCAGGUACUAUGGGAUUUAGAAUUGUUAGGCAUUCGAGAUGAAAAUGAGAUAGCUAUUGAGGAUAAGCAUUUAAUAAACAAAUUCGAAAAUAAUCUUAAGUUUGUUAAUGGCAGGUACGAAACUUCAUUAUUAUGGAAAAGGUCACCUAAGGAUCUUGCGAACAAUUUUUGGAUAGCAAAAAAGAGAUUCGAUAAUUUAAAAACUAAUUUUGAGAAGAAUGACUGGGUUGCGAGGGAAUAUAAACUUACGAUACAAGAGCAACAAAACGAGGGAAUAGUCGAGGAAUGUACUAGAGAUAAUGAGGAAUAUUUUAUGCCUCACAGAGCAGUUGUGCGAAAUGAUAAGGAUACUACUAAAGUGCGAGUUGUUUUUAACUGUAGCUCAAAAACUAAGCAAAAUUUAUCUUUAAAUGACUAUUUAGAAAUAGGGCCAAAUUUAAAUCCUAAUGUGUUAGACAUUAUUCUUAAAUUUAGAAAAUUUAAAGUAGCGUUCAGUGCAGAUAUCGAAAAGGCUUUCCUCAUGAUAGGCAUCUCUGAAAAGGAUAGGAAAUUUUUAAAGUUUUUAUGGCUUUCAGAUAAUUCUAGUAAUAGCUUUAAAAUUUUGCGAAUGACUCGUCUUCCUUUCGGUUGUACAUCAUCUCCGUUUAUUCUUAGCGCAACAAUUAAAAAGCACAUUAAACAGUAUCUUGAAAAUGCACCUAAAUGUGUUGAAAUGUUGGACACUUCACUUUAUGUGGAUGAUCUUUAUUUUGGUGCUGAUGAUGUUGAGGAGGCGUUUGAUUUAUCGACUGAAGCUGUUCAUAUUUUGGGAGAUGCAGGAAUGAAUUUACGAAAGCUGAAUUCUAAUUCGGAAGAAUUGAAGUCUUUGUGGAUAGAAAAGGGUUUUAGUGAUGUUAGUGAGAGUUCUAGUGGUAGUUUGAAAGUUUUAGGUUUGAAUUGGAACCCUAUAGGAGAUAAUCUGUCGUUGGAAAUUUCCCCGUUAUUGAAAAGUUUAAAUAAUUCGGCAAAUACGAAAAGGUUUGUGUUACACGCUGCUGCAAUGGUGUUCGAUCCAGUUGGUAUUGUUAGUCCUUUCGUUCUUAAGAUCAAGUGUCUGUUGCAAGAGAUAUGGAAAAGAGGUUUAGAUUGGGACGAAGAGUUGUCAGUAGAUUUAAAAAUUAAAUGGACUGAAUGGUGUGUAGAAGUUAAGCACUUAAAAGACAUAGUCAUUCCAAGGUAUUGUUUUUUGUCAUGCCCAGGAAGUCGAAGAGUAGAGGUACACAUAUUUUGUGAUGCGUCACUCGUUGCAUAUGGGACGGUUUCCUAUAUUCGUUAUAUCAAUGAUGAGGGGAAAAUCAUAGUGUCGUUUUUGAUGUCCAAGAGUCGUGUUUCCCCCUUGAAAAAGUUAACUUUGCCACGCUUAGAAUUAAUGGCGACAGUAAUAGGAGCUAGACUAGGUAAUUAUAUUAAUGGUAUUUUUGGGGAAAUGGUUUCUGAAUAUAUAUAUUGGACGGACUCAUUCAUUGUUUUACAUUGGAUCAGGGGAAGGGCUGAACGAUGGAAGCAAUUUGUUUGCAAUAGGGUCCGUGAAGUUCAGGAUAAGUCAAAUCCAAAAUCUUGGCAUCAUUGCAAAGGUAUUGAUAAUCCUGCUGAUUUGCUGACACGUGGAUGCAAUGCAAGCAAAUUGAAAGAAGGAGAGAAAUGGUUCCAUGGCCCUUCAUGGCUGAGACUUGAAGAAUCUGAAUGGAAUAAUGAUAAAGGUUUCAGCUCUUUGAAUAGCGAAAACUUGGACGAUGAAAUUCUUGUUGAGAAACGAAACAAGCCCGUGAACAUCAACAUGAAUGUUUGCAAGGAAGAAAACCAGCCUGAUAUUAUGAACGUCAUAAAUAAAAUUUCCUCAUGGACUAAAUUGCAAAGAGUAUUUGCCUGGUGUAGAAGAUUUAUUCUAAAUUGCAAGUUUCCAGCUGCAAAGGCUAGUGGUUGUUUGACAACUGCAGAGAUUCAGAAUACUAGAAAUUCCCUUGUGAAGAUGGUUCAAAAAUAUGCUUUUGGUACUGAAAUGGAAAGUCUGCAGAAGGAGAAGACACUUCCAAAAAAUAGCAAUCUGUUGCCUUUGGCACCCUUCCUUGACUCAUCCGGACUUCUCCGAGUUGGUGGAAGGUUGAAGAAUUCCAAUCUUUCUGACCGUCGAAAACAUCCAAUACUUCUCCCAAAGGGUCAUCAUCUAUCAACGAUAAUUGUGAGAUAUUUUCAUGAAAUCCAUCUACAUGGAACUAUUCAAAUGACAUUAUCAGCAUUAACUCAAGAAUAUUGGAUAAUUGGUGUCAAGAAUCUUGUCAGAAAGAUAAUUUCCAGGUGUGUAAAAUGUCAUAGACAAAAUGCUAAAUUUUUGACACAAUUUAUGUCUGAUUUACCUUCAGUAAGAGUCACACCUUCCCGAGUUUUCUCUGUUGUUGGAACUGAUUACGCUGGACCUUUCCUAGUGAAGCCCAGAAAAGGAAGAGGUGUGAAGACUAUGAAAUGCUAUGUUUGUUUAUUUGUGUGUUUAUCCACAAAAGCCGUUCACUUAGAACUCGUUAGUGAUCUGACUUCUGAUGCUUUCCUUGCCACGCUAAGAAGAUUUACUUCUCGACGAGGAAAACCUGAUCAGAUACAUAGUGACUGUGGGACUAAUUAUGUUGGUGCAUAUAGAGAGUUGAAACGUUUAAUUGCAUCACUCUCUUCAGAUGAAAGAUUUCAGGGUUAUCUUGCAAAGGAAAAUAUCAUUUGGAAAUUCAAUCCUCCUGCGGCACCUCAUCAUGGUGGAUUGUGGGAAUCCACUGUCAAAUCUAUGAAGUCUCACCUUAAAAAAACUGUCGGUGAACAAAUCCUCACCUACGAAGAAUUCCUAACCCUAAUUGCUGAAGUAGAAGCUUGCCUUAAUUCUCGACCACUCACUCCUUUGUCUGAUGAUCCUGCUGAUUGUGAGGCAUUGACGCCUGGUCAUUUCCUCAUUGGUACUUCACUGACAUCAGUGCCUAAUUCUGAUCUUUCAAAGGAAGUGAUAACACCUUUACAACGAUGGAAGUUAAUGCAAAGAAUGAUCCAAGAAUUCUGGAAGCGGUGGUCAACUGACUAUCUUUCCACUCUUCAAAGGCGUCCCAAAUGGCUCCAAGUAAAGAGAAAUCUUGCUGUAAAUGAACUGGUGCUAAUCAAAGACGAUGAUUUGCCACCAUUGAAGUGGAAGUUGGGACGUGUGCUAGAGACCUUUCCAGGAGCAGACGGUAAAAUCAGAGUGGUAAGGUUAAAAACUGCAAAUGGUGAGUUAAAACGUCCUAUUGUUAAACUUUGCCCACUACCAAUAAUAGACUUCAAACAUUGAACUCAUACGAACUUUGAACUCUUAAUUAAAAUUUUCUGUCAAUUCAAAAUUUUAUAAUGGUUUAAUAUUUGUCUUUUAGUGCAUUUCAUUUGAUUAAUUUUGUUUAUUGUUUGAUUACGAUUCACAUAUAUUUCAUAUAAGGUUGUUUUAAUUUUUGUGUACAGAUUCUUAAACUGAAAAUUUUCAGUAAUUGAUUUAUUGCUGCAUUACUUUUGAAAUUAAAGUUUGAAUGAAUGUAAUAACAUUUUAUGAACCCCCUAAGUGUUCAUAGUGGGGGAGGAUGUUUCUGUUUAAAGAAUUGUGUGCUGCCAUCUAUAUUUCAAUUUAAAAUGUCACGUGAUUAGUAAAUGCUUCAUGCAGUUUAGUUCGCUUUAAAAUGUCGUACAAAUAGGUAUUGUGUUUGUCGUGUUAGUAUUUGUGUAUGUUUAUAUUUUGUGUUAGUCAUUAAAUUAUGUCAGUUUUGAGGGGUCGUUAGUUUC
This is a messenger RNA of Parasteatoda tepidariorum (common house spider), 6109 nucleotides long. NCBI's taxonomy places the organism in Eukaryota, Metazoa, Arthropoda, Arachnida, Araneae, Theridiidae. The record is from RefSeq and is a predicted model, not a curated record.